This is a messenger RNA of Cavenderia fasciculata, 1182 nucleotides long. It is a transcript of the gene psmC6, whose product is annotated as 26S protease regulatory subunit S10B. Gene Ontology annotation, biological process: positive regulation of RNA polymerase II transcription preinitiation complex assembly. The transcript is spliced from 3 exons. NCBI's taxonomy places the organism in Eukaryota, Evosea, Eumycetozoa, Acytosteliales, Cavenderiaceae. The record is from RefSeq and is a predicted model, not a curated record. Gene Ontology annotation, molecular function: ATP binding; ATP hydrolysis activity; proteasome-activating activity. Bases 1 to 1182 code for a protein of 393 amino acids. Gene Ontology annotation, cellular component: proteasome regulatory particle, base subcomplex; cytosolic proteasome complex.
AUGUCAGACGAAGAUACAAAGAAGGAUUCAUCUUUACAAGAAUAUAGAGAUCGUUUGAUUGAACAUAGAAAUGCUGAGCUACGUCUCGCAAAGACACACGAACUCAUAAAGAAAUUAAAGAAGGAUUAUGCAAAGACUGAAGAUCAUCUCAAAGCUACUCAAUAUAUUGGUGAAAUAAUUGGUGAAGUUUUAAGAUCAUUAGAUGAAGAAAGAUAUAUUGUUAAAGCAUGUAAUGGACCAAGAUAUGUAGUAAGAUGUUCAAAUUAUCAAGACAAGGCACAUUUAUUAGUACCAGGAGCCAGAGUUACAUUGGAUUUGACAACAUUGACCAUUUUAAAGAUCCUCCCAAGAGAAGUCGACCCAAUCAUUUUUAAUAUGACCACAGAGAAUCCAGGUAGCAUCAGUUACACAGAGAUUGGUGGUUUGAACUCACAGAUUAGAGAGUUGCGUGAAGUCAUUGAAUUGCCACUUUUGGUACCCGAAUUGUUUGUUCGUGUCGGUAUCAAGCCACCCAAAGGUGUCUUGUUGUACGGCCCACCAGGCACUGGCAAGACCCUUUUGGCCAGAGCCAUUGCUAGCAACAUCGAAGCCAACUUCCUCAAGGUUGUGUCGUCUGCCAUUGUCGACAAAUAUAUUGGUGAGAGUGCUCGUGUCAUUCGUGAGAUGUUUGGCUAUGCUCGUGAUCAUCAGCCAUGUGUCAUCUUUAUGGACGAAAUCGAUGCCAUCGGAGGCAGACGUUUCUCUGAAGGUACCUCUGCCGAUCGUGAAAUCCAAAGAACCCUCAUGGAACUACUCAACCAAAUGGACGGUUUCGAUACCCUCCAAAAGGUAAAGAUCAUCAUGGCCACCAACAGACCAGAUGUCUUGGACCCUGCUCUCCUCCGUCCAGGUCGUCUCGAUAGAAAGAUUGAAAUCCCACUUCCAAAUGAAGCUGGUCGUGUUGAUGUUCUUAAAAUUCAUGCUUCCUCUAUUACUAAACAUGGUGAUGUUGAUUAUGAUGCAGUAGCUAAAUUGGCAGAUGGAUUCAAUGCUGCUGAUCUUCGUAAUGUUUGUACAGAGGCUGGUAUGUUUGCUAUUAGAGCCGAAAGAGAUUUUGUCAUUGAAGAAGACUUUUUAAAGGCUGUUAGAAAGGUUAGCGACACAAAGAAAUUGGAAACUAAAUUGGAUUAUCAAAAGAUUUAA